This is a messenger RNA of Dichomitus squalens LYAD-421 SS1, 336 nucleotides long. RefSeq lists its product as uncharacterized. The annotation marks the transcript as partial. The transcript has a single exon. NCBI's taxonomy places the organism in Eukaryota, Fungi, Basidiomycota, Agaricomycetes, Polyporales, Polyporaceae. The record is from RefSeq and is a predicted model, not a curated record.
AAGAUUCACCAACCAUCGGACUUCUCAGGGGAUCGUCUCGAGGCCAGUGCCUUCCUGAACAUCUGUAGGACGUACCUCCGCGUCAACAAGGAUGCUUACACUGAUGAUGAGGACAAGGUGAUCUUUGUCCUGUCAUUUAUGGUGGGAGGAACGGCAGCCCCUUGGAGGGAAGCACGAGAGGAAGAUGCCUUCACCGUUGUAAGUGGCAAGGAGAAGGGAUUUGGGACCUUCAACGACUUCGUCACGGAAUUCAAGAAGGCGUUUGAACCCCUCUCUCCUACCUCCGACGCCAUCACCAAGCUCAAAGCCCUGAAGCAAACAGGCCUUGCAGAGGAC